Messenger RNA from Meira miltonrushii, 1524 nucleotides. RefSeq lists its product as uncharacterized. Gene Ontology annotation, molecular function: acyltransferase activity. The record is from RefSeq and is a predicted model, not a curated record. Bases 116 to 1432 code for a protein of 438 amino acids. NCBI's taxonomy places the organism in Eukaryota, Fungi, Basidiomycota, Exobasidiomycetes, Exobasidiales, Brachybasidiaceae. The transcript has a single exon. Gene Ontology annotation, cellular component: endomembrane system.
GAUUUUUGCUCGGCUCUUAUCAACCCGAUCUAGAAAGGGGUUCUCUUUUAACCUUUACACAGCCUCCUUUGUAUCGUUUGCAUCCAUCAUACCAGCAACCUAGUGAUUUGACAGGAUGGCGUCAAAGCCAUACGCAGCAUCUUCGCCUGAAUACAACAUACCGAUAAGUGAACGUAAACGACCAACAGAUUGGGUUCGAACGAUUUUAUUUGGAGUGUAUUUUAAUGCAUGCAUCUUGUUCAUUCAUUCAUUUCAAUAUUUCAUCGGUCUAUUGUAUCCUUUUCCGGGUUCACGCAGGUAUUAUGAAAUCUUGAUUCAAUAUACCAAACGUGGAUUCGGGAAAACAAUCGUUGCAAUCUCUCAACUUUUCGCUCCAACGACAAUCAUUUUGACAUGUUCUGAUACGGAAGGUAACAUUAUCAAUCCUGAAGAGUUGGUGCAACGUGAUACAAAUGGAAAUGUGAAAAAGAUUCAACUUCCGCAAAAGAGCGUUUGGAUCAGUAAUCAUCAAAUUUAUACUGAUUGGCUUUACCUUUGGUGUUUGGCAUAUUAUAGCGAUUUGGCCGAUUCAAUCUUUAUCAUUUUGAUGAAAUUGUACAAAUGGCUCGUUCCAAUUGGACCUGCUAUGCAAUUUUAUCGAUUCAUCUUCUUGCAAAGGAAGUGGGAGAGCGAUAAGGCUUACUUGGCCAGACAUUUGAGUUAUCUGGCUCACUUGGCAUCAGACAAGAAAUCAGACGAUGCCGCAAGUGGAUCUGCGUCAAAGUUGCUCUUGCUCAUCUUCCCAGAAGGUACACUUGUCUCGCCUCUUACCCGUCCAGUCAGCAAAAAAUUUGCCGAUAAAUCUGGCAUUGAGGAUUGCACAAAUUUGCUAUUACCAAGAAGUACAGGAUUACUUUUCAGCCUUCGUAGUCUGGCAGCUGAUAUCAAAGAUCUCAAAUUGGUAGAUUAUACAAUCGGUUAUGCUGGUGUUCCUAAAGCAGGAACAGGUCAAGAAUAUUACACUUUACGUUCAACUUUCAUGCAAGGUGUUGCACCACCAGCCGUUCAUGUUCACUUUACAAUUUAUUCUCUCGAUCAAUCUUCUCCAAAUGCACCACCGAUCGGAAAGCUUUCCGAAAGUGCUGCCAAAGCUGCAGAGCAAGAUAGUACGCAAGAAGAAAAAGAUGCUUUUUCCGAUUGGCUUUUGCAAAGGUGGAGAGAAAAAGAUGCCAUGCUAACACGAUUCUACAAAGAUGGCGAUUUUAUCAGUGGCCAGUACUUAUCCAAACGUGGUCAAUUACCCAAGAAAGCAGACGGCAAAUCAGACGAUAUACCUUUUGUUGAAAUCCCAGUCAAAUUGCGUAACUUUUUCGAAUUUGGCGAUACGAUCGCUUGGGGUGUUUCAAUCGUCUUGAUUUGGGCAACAUACAAAAUCAUCAGAGUUGUAGUGUAAAUGUAUUACCAUGUAAUCAUAUUUAUUUCCAAAAGAAGGUAUAAGAUCAAAAGCAUUGAGAAGAUCGUUUCGAGUCGUUCACGUACCAGUAC